Molecule: messenger RNA, 4230 nt
Organism: Poecilia latipinna (sailfin molly)
Lineage: Eukaryota; Metazoa; Chordata; Actinopteri; Cyprinodontiformes; Poeciliidae
Gene: unc5b
Product: unc-5 netrin receptor B
Exons: 17
Coding region: 637-3468 (943 amino acids)
Biological process (GO): netrin-activated signaling pathway; anterior/posterior axon guidance
Cellular component (GO): membrane
Molecular function (GO): protein binding; netrin receptor activity
Source: RefSeq, a predicted model, not a curated record
CAGCCCUCAGUCUGAGAGGAGGAGGAUGACAUGUGAUUGGCCAGGCGGGGACUGGUAGUCCGGGGGUUGGCACUGCGAGGCUUUUCGUUGCUCCCCAUGUUCAUGUUUACACCUUUGCUGACCGGGACGAGAGGAGACGCGGCGCGCCGGGGUCCGGUGGACAAACUCGGAAGUAAAGUCUUUGGGUUAUUAUUAUUUUUGCUGGAACCUGUCAGCGUUUUAUCUUUUGCGCUUCUUUUUUGUUUUUGUUUUGUUUUUGUUUUUGUUUUAGCAUAACAUUUUAUUUUUAUUUUUUUUAUUAUUUAUUUAUUUUUGGCGCUUUCGUUUAAUUUCUCCGUCCAGCGCAACGAUGCGUCAAAGUUUUUGGUGACUCUCAGUGCAUUUGUGCGCUAAGGGCUGGGAACCAGGUCAACCUGACAGAUCCUGCCUUUAAAAAUAGUGAAACAUCUCAAAACAAACUUUUAAUGCGAACGGAAUUAAAGUUUGGGCGAUGGAUGCUUUUUAAACCAAAGGACAAGAUUAACUCGCGUUUUUGUACAGUUGAUGAACUCGAGGGCGUUCAAGCCAGCCUCAUCCUGUGGGUAAAGACCGUGCAGGACAGUAGCCCCCCUCGGUGCGGAGGCGCAGCCGGAAAAGAUGUGCCCUCUUCGGAUGCAGCGUGACCAAAUUGCCGGUCCUUUGGUUCUUCUCCUGGUCUGUGGAUUUGUGGCGUCUGGCACGGAGAGCAGCGACUACAGCGAAGCCGAGGUUCUGCCCGACUCCUUCCCGUCAGCUCCAGCGGAGCCCCUCCCGGAGUUCCUGCUGGAACCCGAAGACGCCUUCAUCGUGAAGAACCGUCCGGUCCAGCUGCGCUGCCGGGCGUCGCCGGCCACCCAGAUCUACUUCAAAUGUAACGGCGAGUGGGUCAAUCAGAACGAUCACGUCACCAGGGAGAGCCUGGACCAGCUCACAGGUCUGGUGGUGAGGGAAGUGGACAUCUCUGUGUCACGGACCCAGGUGGAGGAGCUGUUCGGCCUGGAGGACUACUGGUGCCAGUGUGUGGCCUGGAGCUCGGCCGGCACCACCAAGAGCAACCGUGCCUACGUUCGCAUUGCAUACCUGAGGAAGAACUUCGAGCAGGAGCCCCUCGGGAGGGAAGUGCGGCUGGAGCAGGAGGUGCUGCUGCAGUGUCGGCCCCCGGAGGGCAUGCCCGCUGCGGAGGUGGACUGGCUGAAGAACGAGGAUGUCAUUGAUCCGUCACAGGACUCCAAUUUCCUGAUCACUAUUGAUCACGACCUGAUCAUCAAACAGGCCAGACUCUCAGACACGGCAAACUACACUUGCGUGGCGAGAAAUGUGGUGGCCAGACGGCGGAGCAGCACAGCCACUCUCAUUGUUUAUGUUAGCGGAGGUUGGUCUUCUUGGACUGAAUGGUCAGAGUGUAACGCUCGGUGUGGGCAUGGCUGGCAACGUCGUACACGCAGCUGCACCAAUCCGGCCCCUCUGAACGGAGGAAUCUUCUGUGAGGGCCCGCAGGUGCAGAGAAUAACUUGCACCACACUGUGCCCAGUGGACGGAGGCUGGACAGAGUGGGCAAAGUGGUCCGCCUGUGGGACAGAGUGCACCCACUGGCGCAGUCGCGAGUGCCAAGCCCCGCUGCCAAUAAAUGGAGGGAAGCACUGUAGCGGAAGCAUGAUGGAGAGCAAAAACUGCACUGAGGGCCUUUGUGCAAGAAAUAAAAAGGUCUCAAUAGAACAUGCGAGCCAUCCGUUGUCUCCUGGUAUGGGUGUAGCGGUGUACACAGGCCUGGUGGUAGCCUUGCUGCUGACGGUGGUCAUGGCUCUUGGUGUGGGUGUGCUGGCGUAUCGCCGCCGAUGUCGCCAUCUCCACGGAGACAUCACAGAUUCUUCAUCUGCUCUUACUGCAGCGUUUCAUCCCGGCAACUACAAGCCUCCCAGACAGGAUAAUCCUCUGCACCCCUCGGCUCCUCCGGAUCUGACAGCGACAGCCGGUGCUUUCCGCGGACCACUCUUCUCGCUGCCUCAGGGCAUCAACGACAGCCCGCACAAAAUCCCCAUGACCACCUCCCCCCUGCUGGACCCGCUCCCCAGUCUUAAAAUCAAGGUGUACAACUCGUCCACUCUGUCCUCCCUGGAGCUCCCGGCUGACAUGGGCGUUGGCGACGGCGAGAUUCUGAGCCUGAAGUCGGUGGGCACCGUGGGCCGAGAGCGAGAGUUUCACAGCCACACGCUGUCCAGAGAGCCGGGGCUGAGCACCAGCGCCACGCUGGGGCAUCUGGGUGGACGGCUUACCAUCCCCAACACGGGUGUGAGCCUGCUGGUCCCGCCUGGCACAAUCCCUCAGGGGAAGUUCUACGAGAUGUACCUCAUUAUUAACAAGUGGGACAAAACAACGUUACCCUCAGAGGGGAGCCAGACUGUGCUAAGUCCCGUGGUGAGCUGUGGUCCAUCAAGUAUGCUGCUGAACCGGCCUGUUGUCCUGACGCUUCCCCAUUGCGCUCAGCUGGACACGCCCACGCCCGACUGGACCCUCACGCUCAAAACGCAAACGCACCAGGGAGCAUGGGAGGAGGUGCUGACGGUCGGGGAGGAGACUUUGUCGUCUCCUUGCUACCUGCAGCUGGAGGAGGAAUGCUGCCAUGUCCUCAUGGAGCAGCUGGGAACGUACAGCCUGGUGGGCCAGUCCUGCCCUCCGCGGCCGGCCUGCAAGCGCCUGCAGUUGGCUCUGUUCGCUCCCCGCGCGCCAUGCCUCUCCCUGGACUACAGCCUGCGCAUCUACUGCAUCCAUGACACGCCACACGCGCUCAAGGAAGUCCUGGAUCUGGAGAGGAGCCUGGGUGGAGUUUUACUAGAAGACCCGAAGCCGCUGUUCUUCAAAGACAGCUACCACAACCUCCGCCUGUCCAUCCACGACAUUCCUCACAAUCACUGGAGGAGCAAACUUCUGGCCAAGUACCAGGAGAUCCCUUUCUAUCACAUUUGGAGCGGCAGCCAGAGACCUUUACACUGCACCUUCAGCCUGGAGCGAGCCAGCCUGGCCGUGUCGCAGCUCGCCUGCAAGAUCUGCGUCCGGCAGGUGGAAGGGGAGGGACAGAUAUUCCAGCUGCACACGGACAUCCAGGAGACUCUCCCACCUCACUCACCACUCCCGUCGGGAAGCACCUGCCUGCCUUCCUCUCAGGUGGGACCUUAUGCCUUUCGCCUGCCCGACUCCAUCCGACAGAAGAUCUGCGCCAGCUUGGACGCGCCCAGCGCUCGAGGGUGCGACUGGAGACUUCUGGCUCGCAGUCUGGGCUUUGACAGGUAUUUGAACUACUUCGCCACAAAGCCCAGCCCCACAGGUGUUCUGCUGGACUUAUGGGAAGCGUGUCACCAAGGUGACGCAGACCUGGUCUCUCUGGCGACGGCUCUGGAGGAGAUGGGCAAAAGUGAAGUGCUGGUUGUCAUGACAACAGAUGGGGAUUGUUGAUUGACCAAGAUACACAAGACCAAGCAAGACAUUUUAGGACUUUUGUUUCGGGAGGGGGUUCGUUCCACCGCAGUGAUGAAAAUGAGAAUCCUUGCCUAUGAAUAUGCACACGCUGACACAGAUCUUUCAUCAGCAGAGCAUUUUGGUUGUACUACCCACUCUUUUGCUGAGUCCUGACCAGCCAUUGUAGCUGCAUAUGAACCAUAACCCGUCCCCAUGUGUGCCGUCCAACUGCCAGCCUGAUUCAGCCUCAGCUCUCCAAAGCAAUAUUGGAUUUGCAAGAUGGAAAACCGUUCUGGGCGCACCCACUUGAACAAAUGCUGCAAAGUCUACCAAGAUUGUGAUGUAACGUGUUAAUAAGUGCUGAAAAUUACAUUAUUCUUACAUAUUUAAUAACAUUGUUUUAAAUUAAGCUACAGAAAUCCAUUUAGUCAACACGCAGCUAACUGCUGACACGGGAUUAUUUCAGUAGCAGCAUGGAAGUGCAUGAUUUAAUGAUUCAACACCAUUUCAUCUCAUGGUACAGGGUUUUGUUUUCUUCAUUCUCAUUCAGAGUAGGCCGUGACUGACAGGCUGCACCAACCUGCCUGCAGCCGUACACACACACGCGCACGCGUGCGCUCCCCAAAAUACAUACACACAUGGACAAAGUGGUCGUUAAUCGACUCGAAAACAGGCAGGCGAAGAAUUCUCGUCUUACGGACAGAUAAGAAUCGGAUCCUAAAGGUUUCAGUCAUAUUGCUUCUGGCUGGAAAAGGGAGG